Aureococcus anophagefferens is the source of this 3036-nucleotide messenger RNA. RefSeq lists its product as hypothetical. NCBI's taxonomy places the organism in Eukaryota, Pelagophyceae, Pelagomonadales, Pelagomonadaceae. Gene Ontology annotation, molecular function: NEDD8 activating enzyme activity. Gene Ontology annotation, cellular component: cytoplasm. Bases 63 to 3014 code for a protein of 983 amino acids. The transcript is spliced from 2 exons. The record is from RefSeq and is a predicted model, not a curated record. Gene Ontology annotation, biological process: protein neddylation.
GCAAUGGAACGCUCUGCUGGGAUUUAGUGCUAUUUGCCGCCGCGCUGUGACGACCACGAGCCAUGGUUCGCGUGCUCGACCUGCUGCCCGAAGAUGUCGAGGCGCUGGGCUUCGACGAGGUCUCGGAGAGCGAGGUCUCCGAGGAGUCGUCCAGCGUCGAGCUCGGCACCGUCGUGCACGCGGACGCGCCGCGCGACGCGGACGCGCCGCGCGUCGCGCGGCGCGCCGCGGUGCGGCAGACGACGGACCCGCGCGAGCUGCAAGAGGCCAUCGCCGCGUCGCGCGCCGAGGCCGCGCGCGCGGCGGCCGUCCGGCGGACGACGGACGCGGACGAGCUCGCGGCGGCCAAGGCCGAGUCCGCGGCCUACGAGGCGUCCAAGGAGGCCGAGCAGCGGCGCCGGCGGUUCCGCGCGGAGGACGCCGCGGCGGACCGGAGCCGGGGCCUCGCGGCGCUCAACGCGCGGACGCUCGAGGCCGUCGCCGCCGCGCUCGCGAGCGACGGCGGCGGCCGCGACUGCACGCGCGCGCUCGAGCGCGUCCUCGGCGACUACGCGCGCGACGCGCGGCGCCUCGACGCCGCGCGGCGCGCCGCGGACCCCUACGCCGCGUCGCUCGGGGACGACGCGCCGCGCGCGGCGGGGGCGCCGGCCGAGGACCGGCGCCGGCGGCGCGACCGGCGGCGCGACGCCGCGGGCUGCGGCGGCGGCGAGAUCCUGCGGCUCGGGUUCCGCGCCUUCGGCGGCGCGCGGCGGCGGCGGCGGCGCCUGCCGGACCCGCCGGGAGUGGCGACGCUCCGCACGGGCCGGGACCUGCUCGCGGCGCGCCUCGCGGCGCACGGCAAGCGCAUCUUCGACGUGAGAGGCGACGGCGCGUGCCAGUUCCGCGCCGUCGCCCACGGCCUCUGGGGCACGGAGAGCCACCACGCGCUCGUGCGGCGCCAGGCGCUCGCCGCGCUCGACGCGCGGCGCCCGCCGUUCCACGACUGCGAGGUCUACGCGUCCAACGCGGACGGCGAUUUGUGCACGCUCGACGUCGGCGACGACGUCGAAGCCUACCUCCGCGCGCUCGCCGACGACCGCUCCUGGGGCGACCAGAACACGCUCCAGGCCUGCGCCGACGCGUUCCGCUGCCGCGUGCUCCUCGUCACGACGCACGCGGACAACUUCGAGCUCCGCAUCGAGCCCGCGGACGACCGCGCCGCCGUCUCCGAGAUCUGGGUCGGCUUCCACUCGGAGUGCCACUACGUCGCGGCCGUCGACGCUCGAGCUCUCGAGACUGACUGCGCCGCCGGCGUCCAAGGACCAGCCGCCACCGCCAACGCCGCCGCCGGCGCCCAAGGACACAGCGUCAUCAUGGCCACGGACAACAAGUACGACCGCCAGCUGCGGCUCUGGGGCGCGAACGGCCAGCGCGCGCUCGCCGAGAGCCACGUGCUGCUGCUCGGCGCGGGCCCCGCGGGCACGGAGACGCUCAAGAACCUCGUGCUGCCCGGCGUCGGGCGCUUCACGGUCGUCGACGGCGCGACGGUGAGUGAGGCGGACCUGGGCAACAACUUCUUCGUGCGGCCCGAGGACGUGGGCCGGCCGCGCGCGGCGGCGACGGCCGAGCUCCUCAAGGAGCUCAACCCCGACGUCGAGGGCUUCCACCGCGUCGCCCGGCCCGAGGAGGUCGUCGCGGCGGAGCCCGACUUCGUCGCGAGCGGCUUUUCCCUGGUCAUCGCCGCGCAGCUCGAGCCCGCGGCGCUCCAGGCGCUCGGCGAGCGCUGCUGGGCGAACAACGUGCCGCUCAUCGCGAUCCGCGCCUACGGCCUUUUGGGCGUCGUGCGGCUCCAGGUGCGGCGCCUCGAGGUCGUCGAGUCGAAGCCGGACAACGUCGCCUGGGACCUCCGGUUGGCGGCGCCGUUCCCCGAGCUCGAGGCCGCGGCCGACGCGCUCGAUCUCGACGGCAUGGCCGACGCGGACCACGCGCACGCGCCCUACGUGCUCGUGCUCGCGAAGCUCGCCAAGGCCUGGCGCGUGAGCCACGGCGGCGCGUCGCCGAAGACGCGCGCGGAGAAGGACGAGUUCCGGGCGCUGGUCGCGGGCGCCGCGCGAGAGCUGCCGUCGAAGGUGCCGGAAAUGAACAUCGAGGAGGCGUCCAACGAGGCGUACCGCUGCUGGGCGGACCCCCGCGAGCUGCCCUGGGAGGCCCAGGCCUGGAUCGACGACGCCCGGGCCGCGCCGGACGCGCCGUCCGAGGGCCGCCGCGGCUCCGUCGGCUCCGAGGCCGCGCCCGCCGCGCCGCCGUCGGCGACGCACGUCGCCGUCGCGAGCGUCGCCGCCUUCAUGGACGCCCACGGCGGCCUGCCGCCGUUGAGCGGCGCCGUGCCGGACAUGCACGCGGACACGGCGUCCUUCGUGGCCCUCCAGAAGCUCUACGCGGCGCGCGCGGACGCCGACCGCGCGGCGUGCCUCGCGAUCUUCGCCGCGAAGCUCGCCGAGGCGACGGGCGCGCCGCCGACGGCCGACGAGGCCGCGGCGCUCGCCCUCGUCUGCAAGCACGUCCGCGACGUCAAGCUCGUCGCGACGCGGUCGCUCGCGGACGAGCUCGCCGCGCCGAAUUUAGGCGAGGCCGCGACGGCGCUCUUCGAGACGGACGACGCGCGCGAGAAGGCCCAGGCGCCCGUGGUCUGGUACGCGGCGCUCCGCGCGGCGGACCGCUUCUUCGUCAAGCGCGGCGCGUGGCCGGGCGCGGACGGCGCGGACCUCGCGGCGGACGCCGCCGCCGUCGCGGACGAGCUCCGCGCCUUCGUCACGGAGGCCGACUGCGCCGACGCCUUCGACGGCGUCCUCUCCGAGGCCCACGCCAAGGAGAUCGCGCGCUUCGGCGCCGCGGAGCUCCACGCGAUCGCCGCCGUCGUCGGCGGCGUCGCGAGCCAGGAGGCCGUCAAGGUCCUCGCCAAGCAGUACACGCCCAUCGACCACACCUACCUCUUCAACGGCAUCGCCGCCACCGCCGCCAUCAUCGACGUCUAGGGCGGUAAGGGGCCGGACAGCG